AUGUCAAAGUUUAUGUCCUUAAAAUUUGAUAAUUGCAACCUGGGAAUAAAUAAAAUUCGAUCACAACCUGAUAAAUGCACUAUGUUUACAGGUUUAAGUCUACCAGUAUUAGAAAAGCUGCUGUGUUUCCUGUGCAAAGGAACUGAUGAAAGUUUACUUAAAAGAUUGGAUUCAGCAGAUCAAAUUGUAUUCUGCUUAGUAAAGUUAAGGCACAACAUUAACUUUGAUAUGUUAUCGUUUAUGUUUGGUUUUAAAAAAACUACUGCAUUGAACAAUUUUUGGAAAUGGAUAGAUAUUAUGUAUAUUAAAUUAAAGUUUUUAAUAAAAAUGCAAGAUAGGGAUCAUAUUUACGACACAAUUCCUCCAGUUUUCAAGUGCAAAUUUCCACGAUUAACAUCGAUUAUUGAUUGUUUUGAGGUUUUUAUGGAAUCGCCAUCAUCCCUUAUGGCAAGAGCACAAUUUUACAGCCAAUAUAAAAAGAAUUGCACAAUAAAAUGUCUUAUAUCGUGUACACCUCUUGGAGCUAUCAAUUUUAUUUCUAAGUGCUAUGGAGGUAGAGCUUCAGAUAAUCAAAUUGUCCGUGAAUCAGAAUUCGCAUCUAGCAAGUACCAUAUGCCAGGUGAUCAAAUUUUAGCAGAUAGAGGUUUUACAUUGCAAGAUGAUUUUGCUGCUGAAAGCUGCUCUUUAUUGAUAAACCCAGCUUUUACGAAAGGUAAAGCUCAACUUUCUGCUUCAGAUGUAGAAAAAUCUCGUAAUAUAUCAUCGGUUAGAAUACAUGUUGAAAGAGUUAUUGGACUAUUAAAAAACCGCUAUACAAUUCUUCAAGGUACUUUGCCGCUGCGAACAGUUAAAAACAUUUCUGACGAAGCUACGUCACUUACUCUUUCUAAUUGUGACAAAAUAGUAACCGUAUGCGCUGCUCUAACAAACCUUGGGGAAGGUAUUGUUUACGAUAAAACUCACCUUUUAUCUUAG
Molecule: messenger RNA, 975 nt
Organism: Hydra vulgaris (swiftwater hydra)
Lineage: Eukaryota; Metazoa; Cnidaria; Hydrozoa; Anthoathecata; Hydridae
Source: RefSeq, a predicted model, not a curated record